Helianthus annuus (common sunflower) is the source of this 890-nucleotide messenger RNA. RefSeq names its product ethylene-responsive transcription factor ERF008. Gene Ontology annotation, molecular function: DNA binding; DNA-binding transcription factor activity. Gene Ontology annotation, biological process: regulation of DNA-templated transcription. Lineage: Eukaryota; Viridiplantae; Streptophyta; Magnoliopsida; Asterales; Asteraceae. The coding region runs from base 195 to 662 and encodes 155 amino acids. The transcript has a single exon. The record is from RefSeq and is a predicted model, not a curated record.
GUGUCGGCCAGGUUUUAAUCUUAUCUUAAACCUAUAAAAUUUAGUCCAACAACGUAGCGGCCGUGCCGACUCGACUCGACAGCAUGUCCCAUUAACAGCCGCCAACGCACACACCUUCCUCCUUAAAUACCCACUCAUCAUCCUCAAUUUCACCACCACCACCCAAAGAAAAAAACAAAAAAAAAACCAACACUAUGGGUGCACAACACCACCACACCACCCAAAACUCAUCAACCCGAAAACCCCAAAAUACGAAACCUUACCGAGGAAUUCGCAUGCGAAAGUGGGGCAAAUGGGUUGCGGAGAUUCGUGAGCCGAACAAGCGCUCACGAAUCUGGCUGGGUUCAUACUCCUCGCCUGUGGCCGCGGCGCGGGCUUACGACACGGCCGUGUUUUAUUUACGCGGCCCGUCGGCUCGGCUUAAUUUUCCGGAUAAGAUUGGGGAUGAUGGGUGCGGGUUGUGUGAUUUAUCUGCGGCGGAUAUACGGAAGAAGGCGACCGAGGUUGGAGCGAAGGUGGACGCGCUGCAGAACGAGGGCACGGGCGCGGGCGCGUGUCAAAAGUUAUGUGAGACUGAAAGCUAUUCGGGUCGGGUUUGUUUGAACACGGAUUUGAAUGAGUACCCGAGUCCGGAAUCUUCGGAUGAGAAUGAUGAGAAUUAACGGUGUGAUGAUGAAGAAGGCUGGUUGUUGUUUAUAUGUGGGUUGACGGCGUUAGUUUCAGAGGGAUGGACAGUCGGACGGGUCCUGUUUUUUUAUUAUUAUUUGGUGGGUCGGGUCGGAUCGGGUUAGGGGUUAGUUUAUGCAGAUGGGUAGAUUGGAGAAUCCGAAAGGGAUUAUAUGUUAACGUUUUAUUUUCCGAAAACUAAAAAGGAAGGGAAAAUUCUGGUA